AUGGACGACUCUGAGCAGCUAGGACGUACUCGUUCCGCGACAAACUUUCGCAUCUGGUCGGCUUCGGUAUCUUCCUCGUCUCACGCUCCGGUGCCCCGUCCGAAUAGGGCGGUCGCCAACGCAGAUCAAGUAGCCCUCCUCAAGAAAUAUGUCGCGCGCACCGGCAUGGACGGUACGAAGGAGCACUUGCUCGCGGAGAUCGCUCUAGAGACAGGACUGGACGCCAAAUGGGUGCGCCAAUGGGUCCUGAGACAGUUGCGCAAGGACAAAGGCAGGUCGAAGGGGAAAGGCAGGCGGUCCACCCCCUCGAGCAGCGGUCCGGCACGCGAAGUGCCCUCUGAGGCGUCCCGAAGCCCAUCUGAGGCACCGGAGGAUCCGUCGACCACGACUCCGCCGCAGAAGAUCUUUGCUGCUCCGGUUUCUGCACCUGCCAGAGCUACUACUGGACCGGGGCUGACUCUUGGUGUUCUGGAACCUGGUCCGAAGACUCGCCAGAACAGUGGCAACUCGAUGGCUAGCUCUACUAUGGCGACUGUCGGCACCACUUCUCCUGUGAUUGCCUACGAGCUUGAGGGGAUUCCCCUGAUGUAUCAAUACUACUCAGACGUUGCUCCUGCAUCCCUUCCGGUCUCUCAUGGGCUUUCGACUUCCAUUCCAGCACAUGAACCUGCCCCCGGCACCCUCACCGCCCCUUUUUCUUCAGAGACAAACUACCAGCACGCUACUACCGAUACCUCCACGCCCGUGUUGCAAGCCAACGCCGCGCAAUGGCACGCAUUCACCAACACCUAUCCCCAAACACUCCGUCAAGCUGAGCUUCUCGCGCAGGCGGCAUAUAGCGCACCCGCGCCCGGCCCUUCUGGCCUGAGCGCCCCACACUUGUCCCCGGCCACCCCCUCUCUGUCCUCUUCCAGAAAUGCCGAAGCCACGUUUCAACAAGCUGCACCCGGUGGUCUCAGUCCUGGCAGUGCCUACCUGUACCGAAUCUUUAAUGAGAACGUGGCGUCUCCUCUGAUCCUGGCUGUACCUUCCGAGGCGCACGCGUCCGACGUUGGGGAAUACAUGGAAGGGCUCACUAGACCGUACGCCGCGCCGGCUGGGCUGGAGGCUACUCUCUCUGUGGCGACCCUGCCUUCACCACUCGUGUCUAUGCUUGCGCCUGUCACCUUCCCUGCCUAUCCCGUAGCCUACCAGUUGCCCUAUUCUGCUCUAGUCGACAUGACGAAGGGCGUUCGCAUUCGGGGGACAGCCACUGAGGGGGACCCGGGACUGUCCGCUUGUACUCGGACCGACGUGCUGAACGCGGUCACGGUGAACUCAGCACAAGACAUCAGCGAGAUCUUAGGCCUGAACUUCACCUACGGUAGUGCGUCUGCAACAGCCGGCAACGUCCUGGAGAUCCUUCGCGCAACUCCGGUGGGUGCGAUCCAUGAGGAAGAGGAGGAGACGGAAGACGAAGAGGAAGUCGUCACGCCAGGUGAAGUGUCUGACUUCACGCCGUCGUUGUUGCAGCAUGAUAAGGGGAAGGAGAAGUCGACGGACGCGCGGGUCGCGAUCGUGGAAGCGCCGAGCGAAGUCGGAACGCCGUGA
Dichomitus squalens LYAD-421 SS1 is the source of this 1590-nucleotide messenger RNA. RefSeq lists its product as uncharacterized. NCBI's taxonomy places the organism in Eukaryota, Fungi, Basidiomycota, Agaricomycetes, Polyporales, Polyporaceae. The record is from RefSeq and is a predicted model, not a curated record. Bases 1 to 1590 code for a protein of 529 amino acids. The transcript is spliced from 3 exons.